CUCGGGUAGUCAUCGGAAAUCAUCUUGUCUCUGUCACUACGGUUAAUUUUGACCGCAUCUCGUUCCGGACGGGGUAAAAAACCCCGACUCUGCCCGCCGUAGAUAUACGUGCCGCGCCGACCGUACGUCGCACCGCAAAUGGCUUGUCUGAACACCCUUAAGCAGGAAAUCAAAACGCUCGAAUCCGUCUUCCCCAAGAGCCAUGAGAGGUUUCAGAUAAUGUCUGCGAGCGUGGACGAACUCAGCUGCAGAUUCGUCGGUAAAAAUGGGAAGAAGUAUGAAAUACACGCCAAUAUCACAGAAACCUAUCCUUCAACGCCGCCCGUUUGGUUUGCCGAAUCCGAGGAAACUAGUGUUACGAAUGCUGUACAAAUUUUAAGUAACACAACAGGCCGUGACAACCACGUAAUCAACCAAGUUGGUAUCCUGUUGAAAGAAUUAUGCAGAUUACAUUCGUUACCGGAACCACCGGAUGUUGAAAGGCUGAGAACCGCUUUGGAUCCCUUACGAUUAGGAGGAUCGAAUGAAACGGUGGCACAAAGGAUGGAUGCUGAAGACUUAGAUGAUAUUGACGAAGAUGAAGACAGUGAGACUGAAGAAGACCUUCAUCUGGAUAUGGACGAAGGAGACGCUAAUUCUAAAAAUAAGAGUGAAGAAAUGGAUUUGGAACAUCUUGCGACGUUGGAAAGGUUGAGACAGAAUCAGAGACAAGAUUAUUUAAAAGGAUCUGUUUGUGGAAGUGUACAAGCAACAGAUAGACUCAUGAAAGAAUUGCGUGAUAUAUACCGAAGUGACAGCUUUAAAAAGGGAAUGUAUAGCAUAGAACUAGUAAAUGACAGUUUGUAUGAAUGGAAUAUCAGAUUGAUGUGUGUAGAUCCUGAUUCACCACUUCAUAGCGAUCUCAUUCUUUUGAAAGAAAAAGAAGGCAAAGACAGUAUUCUUCUCAAUAUGCUUUUCAAGGAAACGUAUCCGUUCGAACCUCCAUUUGUAAGAGUGGUACAUCCUAUUAUAUCUGGUGGAUAUGUUCUUGUGGGAGGUGCCAUUUGCAUGGAGCUUCUUACAAAACAAGGAUGGAGUUCGGCGUAUACAGUAGAAGCUGUUAUAAUGCAGAUUUCAGCGACGUUAGUGAAAGGGAAAGCGCGUAUACAGUUCCAAGGAUCAGGUGGCGCUGGUAAAGUGUGUGGCGGACAAGGCCAAUAUAGUUUGGCACGUGCCCAACAGUCAUUCAAGUCUCUUGUACAAAUACAUGAAAAGAAUGGUUGGUUUACACCUCCAAAAGAGGAUGGCUAAUGAACACCAACUGCGGAAAAGUACCGAAAAUAUGAUACAUGCUUACAGCUGAGACUUUAAUUCGGUGUGUGCCCAAACAAGUAAUUGUUAUGAUAAUGAUUUGAUACACA
Molecule: messenger RNA, 1400 nt
Organism: Cyphomyrmex costatus
Lineage: Eukaryota; Metazoa; Arthropoda; Insecta; Hymenoptera; Formicidae
Product: ubiquitin-conjugating enzyme E2 Q2
Exons: 6
Coding region: 139-1290 (383 amino acids)
Source: RefSeq, a predicted model, not a curated record